UCGCAGUCGCUUUCAUCCGCAUCACGGAUGGUAUGUGCCUUGCUCUGACGUAGUGGUCCUUAGAAAGGGCGCGCCGCUGCCGUGCGCCUGCUUCCGCGCGUGUACUGCCUGGCUGGAGCAGCACCACCCGGGGAUCGCGGCCGACUACGACAUGUACUGGCCGGGCGUCCGUCCACGAUCUUGCCUCGCUCUGAAGGCGAAGCAUGUUACCGACGGACGCCUGCUGGUUGCACCAGAGACGGUGCCGCAAAUGGCUGUGGAUGGGAUGUGGCCCCAGGUCGAUGCCACCGGCCGCGCCGACUGGCCGCUGGCACCAGCACCGCCCGGGACAGUCGUUCCGCUCAUCGCACUGAGCGAGUGCGUGGACGAGUGCUCAGGGCACGGGCUAUGUGUGAAAGGCCCGGAAUGCAGCUGCUUUAGCGGCUGGACCGGCGAGACGUGCGAUGUUGCGCAUGUCGCCAUCGACUGCCUCAACGGGUGCCACGGACCGGCCGGUGGCGAUCUCCCUGGCGCGUACGCCAUCUCAUGGCGGAUGGGCUCGUUUGGCCGGGCGCUCGACUUUGGCCGGCCGACGCCGGCCGCCGUCUAUGAGCAGGCCCUCGCCGAGACCCAGUGUCUGGUCGACGACGCGGAAAAUGCUGACGUGGUGCUCAUUCCCAGCGCCGGCGACCGCUGGUACCGUCGCGACGAUGUGCUCGAUUUCGUCGCAACCGCUUAUCCGCGCGCAAUAGCGCGGUGCGAGGCAGGCGAUGCCGCGCUCGUCUGGCUGCCGAUGGUCGACGACGCCGGAGCGGCCGUCUACUUUGGCCGCGAGGCCGGCGCAAGCGGGCGCAUUCCGGCAGCGGCCAAGGUCUCGGUCUUUCUCGUCAACUCGGGUCUCGAGGCUGGUAGCUACUCGCCCUUUAGCCAGGGCGCGUUCCGGCCCGGUCGCGACAUUGUCAUCCCGCCGUAUCCCAAGACCGAGUUUGCCGGCAUCGUUCCACUGCCGUCAACGCCGGUCUCGCCCAAGAUCUUCUUUUCUGGCUCGAUCACGUCGACCGCUACGUGGCCGAUUGCGCGCGGCAAUGGGCGUGCGGCUGCGCUCGCCGCUGUCGAGCGGGCGGGCGCCGACCCCGCCGACUACGCCGUUCACCGCAAGUUUGUGGAGGGCUUUGACAAGAAGAUGCGAGAGGCGCGGACGUGUCUCGCGCCGCCAGGCAAGAGCGGUGGAUGGGGAAUCCGGCUGGCAAUGGCGAUGGCUGUCGGCUGCGUCCCUGUCAUUGUCGACGACUCGCGGCGGCACAUGUUUGACGAGAUCUGGGACUACAGCGGCUUUGCUGUGCACCUUACGCCAGCUGCGGCCAUUGACGAGCUCAUCGCCACGGUCGACGCCCUGAGUGACAGCGACGUAGCGAGGAUGCGGGAAGAGGUUGCUUGUGCGCGGGCUGUUGUCACGUACGAGGCGUCGGUGUGGGCGCGGGUGAAGGAGGUGUUGGUGGCGCGGGAGAAGAGGGCAAGUCCGAAGCUUCCGUGCCAGCUGCUGCCUGCGAGUUGAUGAUGGCGAUGCCGAGGAGCCGGGCGAGAUCGGGAUCGACAGAGGCGUCCAUGUCGACUGCAGCCAUCGCAGCGCGUGCCCGAGGCGACGGCUUCACGUCUGGAUAGUACUGGGUUGACGCACGAUCGACGGUGUUGGCGUGGAUGGUCGGGUGGUGCUUGUUGGCGGUACCAAGCGACUCGGGCUUGAGAUCGUGGGCCAGAAAGGCGGCAAGGGCGCGGCGCUCCUCCUGGGUGUAGGAAGCCGCCUGGACGCCACACGCGAGGCGGGCGGUGAGGACGCCCUUGGCCGGGAGCUUCGGAUUGUCCACCGACGGCGCCACCCAGAGGUCGCGAUGGUCGCGGUCGGCAAAGACAUGCUCCCCGUGGACGACGCCCUGGACAAAGAGGACGAGCGAGCGCUCCGGUCCAGCGAUCAUGUGCCGGGCGAUGAGGGCGCGGGCGGAGGAGGCCUUGGACUUGAGGAUCGACGGGACCGAGAAAGCUUUGCCUGGCGCGACGAGGCGGUGCGAGCCGGGAACAAAGCCGAGGUGGAUGUUGCCGGGGUCGGCGGCGUAAAAGAUAGCUUGGACCC
Thecamonas trahens ATCC 50062 is the source of this 2107-nucleotide messenger RNA. RefSeq lists its product as uncharacterized. The record is from RefSeq and is a predicted model, not a curated record. The transcript has 2 exons. Lineage: Eukaryota; Apusomonadida; Apusomonadidae. Gene Ontology annotation, molecular function: glycosyltransferase activity. The coding region runs from base 152 to 1534 and encodes 460 amino acids.